AUGGCGCCGUCUCGGAGAAAACCCGACGACGACUUUGUCCUGACCCUCUCCGACGACGAGGCCGGUCCAAUUGAAGACACUGAAGAAGUCGCAGACACUUCCAGCAAGUCUCAAAGCUCGAAAAAACGCAAACGCGAAGUCAACAACGAAGCGCCGGCAAAGCAGAAGAAACAGAAAAAAUCAAAGAAGAAUGGCGCCGGCAAGGACAAUGCGGGGGAUUCGUUGAAUAGCCAUGAAGACGAGGAAGGAGGUGAUGAGGAUGAGCAGGGUGCACUGGAUGAUUCAAAGGAUGAUGGGGCUCUGGAUCCUGCGUUUGAGUUUGAUAUUGGCGGUAAUGCGGCCAGAGAUACCGUGGAGGAUUUCGAUGGAUGGGAAAUCGAUGAUAAGAAGAGGCAUGCCAAUGGGAACAAAAAGGCUGUUGAUAUUGAUGACAUUAUCGCUCGUCGCAAGCUGAAAAAAGUGGAUGAUGAUGAAAGGAAGAACAAGAAGGCGGCGAAGAAAAAGGACGAUUUUGAGGUCUUUGAUAGCGAUGAUGCCGAAGAAGAAGAGGAGGAGGAGGAGGAGGAGGAGGAGGAGGAUGAGAAUGAAUUGGAGAUGUCGGAAAUGCCAAACUUUGACGACGACGAACUGCUGGCGGCCGAUGGGUUCGGCAUGGGAGUCAACAGCGAAGACGAAGACGACAAGGAGGAUAAAGCUGCCGCCAAAAAAGACAAUGACGGAAGUGAAGAUGAAAAGGACGGUGCAGACGAGGAUGAUGAAGGGUCAGACUCUGAAGGCUCGGUUGCAUCUCCUGUUGCGCACCCAGACGAUAUCGCAUCCGACCAGGAAUCAGAGUCUGAGAUCGAGAACGAGGAAGAGCUCGAGAAGAGAAAGGCCUUUUUUGCGCCAGAAGACGCGAGUACAGCCAAGGAUACAGAAGAUUCUGCUAGUGGCUCGUUUCAAAACUACAACCUUUCGCGGCCAAUUCUUCGGGGUCUGGCCGCUGUCGGCUUCACCAACCCGACGCCAAUUCAGCGCAAGGCCAUCCCCGUGGCUCUCAUGGGCAAAGAUGUUGUCGGUGGCGCUGUUACUGGUUCCGGUAAAACCGGCGCUUUUCUCAUUCCCAUCUUGGAGCGUCUCCUCUACCGUCCACGCAAAGUUCCUACCAGUCGAGUCGCCAUUCUCAUGCCAACGCGUGAGCUGGCUGUCCAAUGUUACAAUGUCGCCACCAAGCUCGCUACUUAUACCGACAUCACAUUCUGUCAGCUUAUCGGUGGUUUCAGUCUUCGAGAACAAGAGAAUAUCCUGAAAAAGAGACCAGACAUUAUCAUUGCCACUCCCGGUCGUUUCAUUGACCAUAUGAGGAACUCGGCCAGUUUCACCGUUGACACACUCGAAAUUCUUGUUCUCGACGAAGCCGAUCGUAUGCUGGAAGAUGGUUUCGCCGACGAAUUGAACGAAAUCCUGACCACGAUUCCCAAAUCGCGCCAAACGAUGCUCUUCUCUGCUACUAUGACAGACUCGGUGGACAAGCUCAUUCGCGUGGGCCUGAACCGGCCGGUGCGUCUGAUGGUCGACGCUAAGAAACAGACUGUUGGCACUCUUGUCCAAGAAUUCGUACGCCUUCGGCCCGGUCGUGAAGACAAGAGGCUUGCCUCGCUCGUGCAUUUGUGUCAGCAAAUCUACAUGUCGCGGGUGAUUAUCUUUUUCCGUCAGAAAAAGGAGGCCCAUCGUGUCAGGGUUAUUUUUGGCUUAUUUGGACUGAAGGCUGCAGAGCUCCACGGUAGCAUGAGCCAAGAACAGCGUAUCAAAAGUGUGGAAGAUUUCCGCGAUGGCCGUGUGGCAUUCUUGCUAGCAACCGAUGUUGCCUCUCGUGGUCUUGAUAUCAAAGGAGUCGAGACAGUCAUCAACUACGAAGCGCCCCAGACGCACGAAAUUUAUCUCCAUCGUGUUGGUCGUACUGCGCGUGCCGGACGGUCUGGCCGAGCUUGCACACUGGCUGCCGACCCAGACCGCAAAGUUGUCAGAGCAGCAGUCAAAGCCGGCAAAUCCCAGGGCGCCAAGAUCAUCAGCCGCGUCAUCGAGUCCAAUAUUGUCGACGAGCUGGGUGAUCAAAUCGAAGGGUUUGCAGACGAAGUCGAAGAAGUCUUGCGUGAGGAGAAGGAAGAGAAGCAGCUUGCCCAAGUCGAGAUGCAGACCACCAAGGGCGAGAAUAUGCUCAGGCACGGGGCCGAGAUCAUGGCGCGGCCCAAGCGAACCUGGUUCGAAACCGAGCAGCAGAAGCAAGACGCCCGCAAGCGCGGUCUCGUCGAGCUGAAUGGCUCUGACGCUGCUAAGAAGGAGAAGCGGAAGCUGAGUGGCAAGGAGAAGAAGCGAUUAGACGAUACCCGUGAUCGUAAAGAGGGCAGAGGUUGGAAGAAGGGGAAAAAGGAGCGCGAGGAGCGCAAUGGCCGAUCAAAAGCUGGACCGAAAAAGGCUCAUGCAAAGGGUAAAGGUAAACCGAAGAGCCGGAAGCUAAAAGACCCCUCGAAGAAAUACAAGCGGUUCCAGCCGCUGCACCUGCCAGACCGACAAUGGCCGAACAAAACUAUCGACAAGCCUCCUCGCUGGCUUGCUACCGACCUGAGAGAUGGAAACCAGAGCUUAGUAGACCCAAUGGAUGGCGAGCAAAAAUUCAAGUACUUCAAUAUGCUGGUUGAGCUUGGCUACAAAGAGAUCGAGGUCUCGUUCCCAUCGGCAUCCCAAACCGACUUUGACUUCACUCGCCGUCUCGUUGAGACUCCCGGUGUCGUCCCCGACGACGUCUGGCUGCAAGUCCUCUCUCCAUGCCGAGAAGAUCUGAUUCGACGCACUGUUGAUUCCCUGAAGGGCUCUAAGAAGGCCAUCCUACAUCUUUACCUGGCCACCAGCGAUUGCUUCCGUCGCAUCGUCUUUGGCAUGACCAAAGAGCAAAGUCUGGCAUUGGCCGUCAAGUGCACAAAGUACGCACGCUCAAUUACAAAGGACGACCCCUCCACAGCCGGCACAGAAUGGCAAUACGAGUUCUCCCCCGAGACAUUCUCUGAUACAGACCCCGACUAUGUCGUGCAGGUCUGUGAAGCUGUCAAAGCUGCCUGGGAGCCCACAGAAGAGCACCCAAUGAUCUUCAACCUCCCCGCAACAGUGGAAAUGUCAACUCCCAACGUUUACGCAGACCAAAUCGAAUUCUUCUGCCGCAACAUGACCGAACGGGAAAAGUUUGCUGUCUCUCUUCACCCUCACAAUGAUCGUGGCUGCGCAGUGGCGGCUGCUGAGCUUGCCCAGAUGGCUGGGGCAGACCGUGUCGAGGGUACUCUGUUCGGCAAUGGAGAGAGAACGGGUAAUGUCGAUUUGGUCACCCUGGCGCUCAACCUGUAUACCCAAGGAAUUCACCCCAAUAUUGACUUUUCGGAUUUGAACUCGGUUAUCAAAGUCGUCGAGGAGAGCAACAAAAUUCCAGUUAAUGAGCGCUGGCCUUAUGGCGGUCAAUUGGUCGUAUGCGCAUUCAGUGGAAGUCAUCAGGAUGCAAUCAAAAAGGGUUUCGUUGCCCGUGAAGCUGGCGGUUCCCAGGAUGAUGAACGAUGGCAAAUACCGUACCUGCCUUUGGAUCCUCAGGAUAUUGGCAGAACAUACGAAGCAGUCAUUCGAGUCAACUCCCAAAGUGGAAAGGGUGGUGCUGCCUGGAUUAUUCUCAAGUCCUUGGAGCUUGACCUGCCUCGAGGUCUCCAAGUCGAGUUUAGCCGAAUUGUUCAGAAAGAAACAGAAACCCUUAGCCGUGAGCUUCGGCCUAGUGAGAUUGUUACGCUUUUUGAAAACGCAUAUCAUCUCAAGACCAACCCUCGAUUCACUCUGAUUGAUUACAACAUCACUACCGACCGAUCGAAUUCUCCCGUACCAGCGGAACCGGGCAAGGCCCCAGAUACACGCAACCUUAAGCGUCGUUUUACAGGCAUUGUCGAAAUUGACAGGAUCCAACAUCCUAUUACCGGUGUUGGUCCCGGUGCCAUUUCGUCCCUAGCUCAGGCACUUUCCAGCCUUGGUAUUGACUUGGAUGUCCAGGACUACAAAGAGCACUCGGUUGGUGUUGGCAGAGACGUCCGCGCCGCGACCUAUAUCCAGUGCACGGCUGCUGGAUCUCGAGAAGUCGUUUGGGGUGUUGGUAUCCACCAGGAUGUAGUCCAGGCCAGUUUGAUUGCACUUCUGAGUGCUGCCAGCUCGUUCCUUACAUCUCGUGCCGGAUCACCAGCUCCUUUCCGCCCGGUGCGCUCCAACACCCUGACGGAUGAGGACAUCCAAGCCAUCGAACAGCUUUCGGCAAGCGCCAUCGAAAAAGGAACUGCCGCUCAGGGCGUCAACCAGCAAAAAGUGGACGUUGAAAAACUCGAAAAGCGAGUUGAGGCACUUUAA
Talaromyces rugulosus is the source of this 4404-nucleotide messenger RNA. RefSeq lists its product as uncharacterized. Bases 1 to 4404 code for a protein of 1467 amino acids. The record is from RefSeq and is a predicted model, not a curated record. Gene Ontology annotation, molecular function: 2-isopropylmalate synthase activity; RNA helicase activity; nucleic acid binding. Gene Ontology annotation, biological process: L-leucine biosynthetic process. Gene Ontology annotation, cellular component: mitochondrion. The transcript is spliced from 5 exons. Lineage: Eukaryota; Fungi; Ascomycota; Eurotiomycetes; Eurotiales; Trichocomaceae.